This is a messenger RNA of Plectropomus leopardus (leopard coralgrouper), 2159 nucleotides long. Its product is annotated as EF-hand and coiled-coil domain-containing protein 1. The record is from RefSeq and is a predicted model, not a curated record. NCBI's taxonomy places the organism in Eukaryota, Metazoa, Chordata, Actinopteri, Perciformes, Serranidae.
GGUUUCCAGGGAAUUACGCAGAGUCACAACACACCGGGAGUGGGAGUGUCGGUAUUUUAGCCUCAGUCUGGUCUGAAAUCUAAUCCGAUACCAGUCCCCGUGAUCUGAUUUUUAUUUGGUAAGAUCUGAAAGACUCUUAAAAUAUCUUAAAAACUCAGUUUAUGUGCAGCCAUGAAGCGCACCGCAUCGGCCCUGCCGCGCGUGCAGCCAUCGCGUAAAAGCGAAUGGCUCCGGAGCGCCCUGGCCCACCACCACUGCCCCGAUCCCGGCGUGGAUAACGAAAUCGUCGUCCUGGCCACUGGAAUAGACCAAUACUUGCAGGAGGUCUUCCACCACCUCGCCUACCCCAACCGGGAAGAUACGGUGACGGCGGAGGAUUUCACGGCACUGUGCGCAGUACUGGGGCUCACGGGAGCGGAGAAAGGAAAGAGGACAAUGAAAGGAGGAAAUGUAGAUCGAGAAAGAGAUGAGGAAGAUGAAGAGUUUAAGGAUGUAUGUUCUGUGCUCCCCUGUCAACUGUCCUUUAAAGAUUUCCACUCGCGUCUCUGUGGAUAUUUUCGUGUGCGCAGUGCGGGCAGAGGCACCGGGGAGUGCGCCUGGCGCCUGCCCGUUACCGAGGACACGGAGCUGGUGGAGAGACAGAUCCGGCUCCGGUGGCCGCGUGUCAGACGGAGGAAAUGUGUAAGUUUUGAUCUGACCAAGGAUCAGAAUGGACCCGGUAACAGACUGAGUAAAGUUCGAAACGCAGAAGAACGCGAGUCAGAUGAGGUAGCAGCUCUGAGGGAGCUGGUGGAGGACCUUCGCUCAGCGCUGCAGGGGAGCGACGCACGCUGCCUGGCCCUGGAAGUAGCACUUCGACGGGAGAGGAGCCGCACCCUGCCUUCUCCAUCCAGCUUCAGCUCCCCAGUUUCAUCUCCAACAACUUCCAUCACCCUCAUUCAGGGUAAACUGGUACCGACGCAGAGAAUCAAAGGACAAUGCAGUGGUGAUGCGGCAAGGAGGGUGGCUAGGAGACGGGACAUCAAGGACCCCCUUGUUAGGGAGUUGAAGAUGAUCCGCUCCUCACGUGACGGGCAGCUGGAGGAGGCCAUGAAAUUCAAUGAGCGCCUGGAGGAGGAGCUGAGAUGGGCAUACCAGGAGGUACGCAAGCUUCAAGGGGUGGAGUCUGCCCUGAGGAAGGAGAAUGCCCAGAUCAGGAGGCGGGCAGAGGAGGCCAGGGAGGCUCUGAGCUUGGGGCUUCAGAGGGUGCGGACGAUCCAGGAGCAGGCUCAGUCAGUGCCGCAGCUUCAGUCAAGGAUCACUCAACUGGAGACUGAACUACACCAGUACAGAUCGUGCUGCACCUGUAUCCCUGACCCAGCCCAUCAAGACAUGUACCCAAUCGGAGCAGAAGACGCUUGCAGCAAGACAGAGGCAGAGUGUCUGCAGAGAGCAGUGGAAGGGAGAGCUGCCUCUGACGAAGAGGAGGAGAAUGGAGGGAUGAGAGAGGAGGGACAGUGCUGCCUUUUGGUGGCGAAGAAGCAUCGACUGCAGAGCUGUGGCAAAGGAUGUCAGAACCAUGUGGUCCAACAACUUGUCUCUCAGAGUCACCUGCAUGACAAAAACCUCAUCCGCACUUUUAAGGACAGCAGCAGGUGCAAUAGCUGGAAGGAACAAAACCAAGAGCAGCCAGAGGGAAGCAGAGAAAAGAGGCCUGAGGAAGAGGAGGACAAGACAAGAUUGGAAGAGAAAGAGAAGAGACGUCUGUCGCUGCUGGAGGAGAAACUCACAGAUGGCCUCACACUCCUGCUGCAGCGUCGCAACAAGAACGUGUCCCGCAGAGCCCUGGGGAAGAUUGUGAUGGAUACUCUGGAUGUGUGCAGUAGGAGUGGAGAUGGCCAAUCUCAGGUCAUGCAGGUUGCUGACGCCCUCUGUGUCCGGCUGUCCUCCAGUGAUCUCCUUGGAAAUGGAGAGGAUGAUGAAGGAGAAGAGAGCAGAGAGAAACCCCUGGUUCCAUCUUCAGGGUGUCAAACCAGCAAUGUCAACCCGCUGCUCAUCUCCUGUUGAAUAAGCUACUGCAGUCAUUCUUACCCCUUUCCUCUCUUUUAUAUUUGCCUUGUUUGCACCUAUGUACAUUUCCCGGUUGUGUGUUUAAAAAUGGUCCAGUGUAUUUAAAUAUU